This is a messenger RNA of Salmo salar (Atlantic salmon), 6172 nucleotides long. Its product is annotated as M-phase phosphoprotein 8. Gene Ontology annotation, molecular function: protein binding. Lineage: Eukaryota; Metazoa; Chordata; Actinopteri; Salmoniformes; Salmonidae. The record is from RefSeq and is a predicted model, not a curated record.
AGAACGGCCCAUUGGCGCGCAUGCGUUCCUCGAUGUAUGUCAAGGCACAAAAGUGGCGCUAUAUCGUUUCAACCUACUCAGGUGGUAGCAGCCUAAAUGGACGGGGAACACCAGGAAGAGAAUCCUUCACAUGAGAAAGAAAAUGAAGAGAAGACUUCAUGUGAUGUGGAGAAGACUUUAUGUGACAUGGAGAGAGCUUUAUGUGACAUAAAGAAGAGUGCUGAAGAGAGCAUUUCAAGUAAUGACGAGAACAGUUCAGAUGAUGAAGUUGGACAAAGACUGGAUUCAAAAGUUCCAAGUAGCUCAGGCCCUCUUCUAUCUAAUGCAGAACGCUCCUGUGAUAAUGAAUCUGAGCCGUUGCCCCAAAAAACCCCACAAGCUAAAAAACCUCAACGCAAGAAAUUCGCGCCACGGAAAGGUACAAGGUCAAGCUUACGUUCUAGCACAAAAAUGACAGUCAGCACAUGUAGUAUGACAGAUGAUGGUAAAAGAAAAUGGGACAAAAAGCACUUCUGCCUGUAUUGCAAUGAACCACACCACAAAAUUUCAAGACAUUUAGAAAGGAUACACGCAGAAGAAGCAGCUGUCGCUCAUGCUAUGAGCUUCCCCAAACUCUCCAAAAUCAGGUCUCUUUUGCUUGACCAACUCCGUAACAAAGGCAACUAUCAAGUUCUUCAAAGUGGAGAUGGUGAAAUUGUGACUAAGGAUAGACCCUCUUACGAUGGUGUUUCUGUGCGUGACUGCCUGCCCUGCCAACACUGCUUAGCUUUUUUCAACAAAAUAGAUUUAUGGAAGCAUGAGGGCUCAUGUAAAGCCAGAAAAGGACAAGAUGAAAAGAGGGGAGGAAAAAGAGUGCGGGUCCAGGCUGCGUCCUCUCAACUUCUUCCAUUGUCUGUCUACUCUACUGGAGGAUGUGAAGAAAUAAUACACAAUAUGAAUCAAGAUGACAUCUUAUGCCACAUCAAAAAUGAUCCCCUGAUAUGUAAAUAUGGCAAUGCACUAUCUGCAAAGCAUUGCCAUGCCAAGUCACAGUUUACAUACAUUGGAUCAAAAAUGAGGGAAUUGGCUAGAUUUGUACUUAGUGUAAAUGAGAUGGAUUGUGGUGUCCAAUAUCUGCAUGAAGUAUGUGUACCAUCCAAAUUCAAAUUGGCCGUUCAUGCUGCCAGGAAAAUGAGUGGUUUUGAUCCUGCCUCCGACAGGUACAAGACCCAAUCUCUUCCUUUAAAGAUUGGCUAUUCCUUGAAAAGAGCUACUGAAAUAGCUUUUGGGGAGAGUCGUAUGACAGAGGACCGUGAGGCAGAGGAACAAGCCAGAAGGUUCAUUGAGCUUCUUGAAAACGAUUGGAAUAACUGUUUUUCCGGUCUGUCCCUCAGUGCUGUCCCUCAGUGUGAUGAAGUUGAUGUGUCUUCACUUACUGAGGAUUUGAUUAAACUUCAGAAGUUUCUCAAGGUUGCAGAGGACACAGCAAAGAGAGAAUUGCUUGAGAGCCCCACCAACGCUGUCUGGAAAAAGCUCAAUGAAACUCUUCUUGCCGAAAUAGCUCUCUUCAACAGAAAAAGGACAGGAGAGGUUGCGAAAAUGCUGUUGGAAACAUACACAAACAGAAAGAAAGCUCCAGCUAGUGCAGACAUUUUCAAUAGCCUCUCAAGGCUGGAGCAGGAGCUUGGUGACGACAAACUAACCAGGGUGGAAAUAGAAGGCAAAAAUGGUAGAACAAUGCCAGUCCUACUAACGGCGAGGAUGAUCUCAUCUCUUGAGAUCCUAAUUGCAAACAGAGACAAAGUUGGUGUGUCAAAGGACAACCCUUAUGUCUUCGCGCGGAGCCCAGAUGCAGCAAGCUACGUCAGAGGGUCCGACUGUCUGAGGAAAUUUGCUCAUGAGUGUGAUGCAAAGAAUCCUGAAAGUCUGAUCCAUGCGACAGUGAGGAAAGAGGUUGCUAUCCAUUGCCAAAUACUGAACUUAAAUGAAAGUGAAUUGGAUCAGGUGGCAAAAUUAUUGGGACAUGACACCCAGGUCCACAAAGAGUACUACAGACUCUCUGAAAACGCAGCACAUCUAGCAGAAAUCAGCAAAUUGCUGCUUGCAAUGGAUCAGGUUCCAGUUGUAAUUCCAGGGCCAUCUGAGGAAAGGAUUGUUUCACCUACAUAUGGGGCAUAUUCUGCAGGGACAUAUCCAGUGGGAACUGAUUCUGCGAGGGCGUAUCCUACUGGCACAUAUACCACUGGGUCAUCUUAUCCUACAGCGACAUAUUCAGCCAAGUCAUAUACAUUGGGAGCACAGCCUUCAAGGUCAUAUCAUGCUGGGACAUAUCCUGAGAAGUCAUAUCCUUCAGGAUCACAUUCUGCAAGGUCAUAUCAUGCUGGGACAGAUUCUGCAAGGGUGUAUCCUACCGGGAUAAAUCCUGCUAGAUCAUAUUCUACUGUGACACAUCCUGCAGAGACCUAUCCAGCAGCUUCGUAUGCUUCAGGGACACAUCUUGCAAGUUCUUAUCCUGCAAGUCCUUAUGACCUAUCAUCUCCUGUAAGAUCAUAUGCUUCUGGGACAAAUCCUGCGAAAUCAUAUCCUGAAGAGACAUAUCCUAUGGGGACAUAUCGUGCAGGGACACAUCUUGCGGGGUCACAACUUGCAAGGUCAUAUCCUGUCGGAACAUAUCCUACACAGACACUUCCAGCGCGUACAGUUAUUACGCCAACACUUAAUGCACAGACACUUCCUGUUGGGGCAGUGCCUGUGGUUGCAGUUCCUUUGGGUGCAGUUCCUGUGGGGACAGGUUCUGUGGGGACAGAUAAGGUGGGCACAGUGUGGAAACAGAGGAUGUGGAGUGAUGCAGCUAAGGCUGCGGUGAACCGUCAGAUGGGACACUUCAUCUCAAUGAUGGAGGUUCCAGGUAAACAGGACUGUGAAGUUUGCCUGCACAAUGAACCAGCUCUAAGAGACAGGACAUGGAGGGACAUAAAAAACUAUGUGCACAACACAGUAAAAUCUAUAAAACGGAAGAAUGGCCUUACAAGAGUGGACCCCACAAAACAGACAAAGAAAGGAGCAGCAAAGAAACUAAAAGAGGCAAAGCGUGCUAAAGAAUGCGUUGGUGGAACAAUGACAGUACCUGCACAGGGUCAAGAGGACAGACUUGAGGCAGGUCCUGUGGCAACACCAAGGAAACAGAAGAUAUGGAGUAAUGAGGCUCAGGCUGCGGUGAGGCGACAGCUAGGAGACUUCACUAAACUGAUGAAGAUUCCAGGUAAAAAGGAAUGUGAUGCAUGUCUUGCAGCUGAACCAGCUCUACAAGGCAGGACAUGGAAAGAUGUAAAAAACUAUGUGCGUAAUACAUUAAUGACAAUGUGUAGGAGGCAUAUUUCAGGCAAACAAAACAUGGACCAUGAAAAACCAAGUCCAAGGACACCGAAACCAGGGGUCCAACAAAAUCCAGGGGUGCAUCAGAAACCAGGGACGCUGUUGGGACUUCCAGAAGAUCCUCCUGUUUAUCUGUAUUUAUGAUUACCUUGAACUAGUUUUAAAAAGCUUUUGAUUUAAUCUGACAUCCUUGCUCAUUCUGAUCUCACUUUGUAACAUAAAGCAAGAAUGUAGAACCAUUUUAAGGAUAUAAUAUCACUACGUACUUUAUUCUACAAAUGUAUCCAUAGCAACUAGGCUACAUAGUGACGUAGUAUACAUAUAAACUUGUUUAGCUGACUUUUACGUACAUUUUCUGAGCUUCUUUUUAACUGCAACAUUAAUUUUGGCACGAUGUAUUGUGAUGCCCAAAUUAAUAAUCCUUUGGCAUGAGCUACACCAACGAUGUAUCUAAACCCUGGAUUGCAGAUGCUAUGUAUUGUCCUUUAAGAGGCUUUGAAGACACUGGUUGGCCUUGUUGGCACUCCCCACUAGGUGUAGUCCUCCAUAGGAAUGACUGGAAUUCUACAGUAUUUUAAUCAAAUGUUUCAAGGACAAAAUUACAUGUAUUUUGUUGUUGUAGUGAGGACAGUAACAUUAGUACUCUAAAAUACUUUAAGGAAAUUUUGUGUAUUUUUGCCUGUACCAUUGUAUGUGUAGCUAAUGUUUUUGUCUAGGUUAGGUUUUGAGUUAAAACAACUGUUCAGCAAACCUAGGUUUUGGUGGGUUAGGCUAUUCCUGGUAGAAUGGGUUAAAGUACUACAUUUGUGUCCAGGUUAGAGAGUAUGGUUUGAUGUUUGAGCCGCUUGAAAUCGACCAAUCACGUCAAGAAAAAUGUUUCUUUGGCUGUUCUAGAAUUAUACUGUACGAAAAUAUUAGCGCAGCUUGUUAAGUGUUGGUCCCAUGAGCUAAAAUAGAAGAUGCCAGAAAUUUUCCAUAAGCACAAAAACCUUCUUUCUCUCAAAUGUUGGGCACAAAUUACUUCACAGCCCUGUUAGUAAGCAUUUCUCCUUUACAUUACGACUUACAGUAAGGAGUGUAUACAUUUCAAUAUUUGUUCAUACUGGUCCCACGUGGGACUCAAACCCACAACCCUGGCAUUGCAAGUGCCAUGCUCUACCAACUGAGCCACACAGGACCUCCUUUACCAAGAUAACCCAUCCACCUGACAGGUGUCGCUCUCCCAGACUGCAAAGAACCUUGGCGUGACCCUGGACAACACCCUGUCGUUCUCUGCAAAUAUCAAAGCAGUGACCCGCUCCUGCAGGUUCAUGCUCUACAACAUCUCUGUACAUUACGACCCUAUCUAACACAGAAAGAGGUGCAGGUCCUAAUCCAGGCACUUGUACUCUCCCGUCUGGACUACUGCAACUCGCUGUUGGCUGGGCUUCCCACUUAACCCAUCAAGCCCCUGCAACUUAUCCAGAACGCUGCAGCCCACCUGGUUUUCAACCUUCCCAAGUUUUCUCAUGUCACCCCACUCCCUCCGCACAUUCCGCUGGCUUCCAGUCAAAGCUCUCAUCCACUACAAGACCAUGGUGCUUACCUACGGAACAGCAAGAAAAACUGCCCCUCUACCUUCAGGCUAUGCUCAAACCCUACACCCCAAACCGAGCACGCCGUUCUGCCACCUUUGGUCUCUUGGGGCUCCCAGCUCAGCCCAAUUCAAGUUCUUCUCUGUCCUGGCACCCCAGCUUCCCCUUGAAGCUAGGCCAGCAGAGUCCGUCACCCCCCCCCAGAGGAAAAAUGCACUUUCUAUGCCUGUGAUGUGGUUGUCCCACCUAGUGCAUUCAUCUUAUGAUAGCUAACUGUAUGUCGUUCUGGAUAAGUGUCUGCUAAAUUACUAAAAUGUAAACAGCAUGAUCAUUACUCAGAUGCACCUUGUACUGGGGAAAUGAAAAGGCCACUUGAUAAUGUGCAGUUUUGUCACAACACAAUGCUACAGAUGUCUCAUGUUUUGAGGGAGUGUGGAAUUGGCAUGCUGACUGCGGGAAUGUCCACCAGAGCUAUUGCCAGAGAAUUUAAUGUUAAUUUCUCUACCACAAGCCGCCUCCAACGUUGUUUUAGAGAAUUUGGCAGUACGUCCAACUGGCCUCAGAACUGCAGACCAUGUGUAACCAUGCCAGCCCAGGACCUCUGCAUCCAGCUUCUUAUGCACUUAUACAGCUAGUUGAGUGCAGUCUUAGUGCCAGCAUCGGUUUGUGGUGGUAAAUAGAUGGCUACGAAUAAUAUAGAUGGGAACUCUCUUGGUAGAUAGCGUGGUCUACAGCUUAUCAUAAGGUACUCUACCACAGGCGAGAAAUACCUCGAGACUUCUUUAAUAUUAGACAUCGCGCACCAGCUGUUAUUGACAAGUAGACACACACCCCUGCCCCUCGUCUUACCAGAAGUAGCUGCUCUGUCCUGACGAUGCACGGAAUACCAAGCCAGCUCUAUAUUAUCCGUGUCGUCGUUCAGCCAGAACUCGGUUAAACAUAAGAUAUUAGUUUUUAAUGUCCCAUUGGUAGGAUAGUCUUGAUCGUAGAUCAUCCAGUUUAUUCUCCAGUGAUUUCACGUUGGGCAGUAGGACGGAUGGUUGUGGCAGUUUACCCACUUGCCGUUGAAUUCUCACAAGGCAGCUCGACCUCCUCCCCUGUAUCUCCGUCUUUUCUUCACGCGAAUGACAAGAAAAAAUGUAUUCCCUCCCAGGCCCACCCAUGGCUGUGCCCCUGCCCAGUCAUGUGAUAUCUGUAGAUUUAUUUGCUUAUGAAUUUUAACUCAGUAAAAUUAUUCAAAUUUU